AUCUCUGUCUCUGGCCCCUAGGUCAGAUUCUGGAUUAAAAUAAAAGGCAAAACCAUCUCCUCUACACAUAGAUUCUAUUUAAAUUCUAACUUACGUCCUUCAAGUGAUGUGCUAACACAAGAAGUCAACAAGAAAGAAUGCCGAAGCUCAGAACUGACAAAAAAUGGCUUUUAUCCAUAUUGGAGGAGUGGCACAUAUUGUUUAAGGAAUGAGCCAGAUAGCAAAAGUAUUUACCUCCAUAUGGCUCCAUGAUAAUAUUCCAGGUAAAGUAAUUUGCCAAUCCAGGGGUUAUGAAUAAUCUUAUACAUGGUGUAAACAAGAAUGUAACUACCUAGACAAAUGAAAAACGUGUAAACCAGUAAUGUACCUAUUUUAAAUGGCAGAUUGUCAUUAUGAUUCUUGAAUAACUUAGUAGAUAUUUUACAGAUUAAUUAAUCAGUGCGCGUAUCUUGUAGUGACAGAGUAUUUCUGAAUAACAUUAAAAUAUAUAAAUGUAUGUUCUAAAUCUAAAAAGAAAGUCCAGUACUACAAAGUCUGUGCUUUUAAAGAGGAGCAUUACUGUGCACUAGAUUGCAUGUAGCUUUUAUUUUAAAUUGCAGGGAUUCUAGGAAUAAAAGCUCAGAUAAGUGCUGAUAGAAAGCUACAGUCAAGCAGAUAGAAUAUAACCAAAACCAUUUGAGAAGCUACCAUAAUAUUUAUAUUGCCACAGUAGUGAUGAGCUCUUCCUGUAGACCAGAAGAAACGUACAAACCAAACAGAAAUGCUAAGGAGAAGGAAAUCUCAACGGUGGAAAAUCCUGUUGGUGUACUCAUUUUUUUGCUUGAAGAAACUUCUUUAUGUUUUCAAGUCUAAUAGCUACAUCUAUUUCAUCCUACAGGAAAGAGUGUCUCAGUACAUACUAACAUCUUGUAGAAGGAAAAAAGAAAGAGGAAUAAAAGGUGUAGCGCUGACUUGAAAAGGGUGAAAGGGAUGUUCAUUUGGGUGUUUGGAGUUUGAGGGGCAGAGUCAGAAUACCGUUAUUCCAGAUGCAAUUCAUUCUUUGACUUUUCAGUUAUGGGUUGUAAGAAAUUGCUUUUACUGCUUAGAACAAAUCACCUGUGUAAAAAUCGCAAAUCAAAAAAUUCCUUCAUCUUCUGUUUUAAUCAAAUUUGAAAGCCCUGGUGGAGGUGGAGGUGUUUGUUUACCCCACAACAUGAAGUACCUGUGUUUAGUGCUUAGCACUCAGAAGUUGUGAACUGGAGCCAGAGGGAAAAUUUCGUGUCAGCUGGAAGAGCAAAGCAUGUGAACCGACAGUUUUCCAGUUUCUGGAGAUGUUGGCGUUGGUAGUACUUCAAAGGAGUCAACUUCGAUUAACCAGCUGCACUGCAGUUGAGGACUUUAAAGCCUGCCUGGGUGAUACAGAAGACUUCUGUCCUACGAAUAUCUCUUGUCAAUGUAAAAAUGAAAAACCUUUUUGCAGAUGUGAUUACUACAAAGAGGGCUGGAAGGAUUAUUGGUACAUGGGCCCUAAAUGCAACCAGCUUUGGAGCACAGUGGAUUUAAUUUUAGUAGCCAUUCUUCCUGCAGUAGCACUGGUUUUCAUAGUUAUUGUAAUAUUCCAAUGUGUGCACUACUGUUCAAGUAAAACAGAAGGGAAACAGACAAAUUCUCCAUACCAUGAAGCACAGCAUAACCCUGCAUUUACUCAUGAGCUGUCUGGUAACCUCGGACGUCAGCAGCCACCAAGGGAUGCCUGGAUUGGACAAAUGCCAAAAGCUGUACUGAGAAGAGACGAUUUUGAUGAUUUCCCAACCUCAAGUCAACCAGAUAAUUAUACUCGUGUGUAUCCUCAGCGAUCAAGGACAUCAGAGUAUGUGUCCAACCAGCGGCCUCAACAAUAUGACGGAUUUGUCUAUCCAGGCAACAGUACACAUUAUGCAGAUGUGAGACAGUAUCAGAGAUACUGAUACCAGUGCUCCCUACUUCUGAAGUGUCUCGGCGUGCUGUGUGAUCAAUGAAUGGACAGUCCAAAUGCUGAGAGAUCAGUAAGACCUUGUGUGCUCUGUUACACAGAGAAAGUAAUAGCUGUUAGAAAGCACUAGAAGUUAUUGUGAAAAAAAAGUAUAGAAGACAAUUACAAAACAAAACAUAUUUCUGAAAUUACCAUCCCAUUUGUUUGCUUUAUAUUUGAUGACAGUUUAGCUUUUUGAAUACCUGAUUUUACAGUUUACACAGCUGUUUCUACAUGUUGCUUAAAUUGUUGCACAUCUGUCUGGACCCAUGUUCUUAUGUGAUUAAUUGUGUUCUGUGCCUAAAUGACAAGAAGUACCAAUCACCUUUCUUCAGAAGAAAUUCAUGGGAAAGAAGGAAGACUCAAAAAUUCAAUAUGAGAAAUGACAAAUAUGUAUGCUAAUCAUCAUUCUUCCUUUAUUGCUUCCCAGGAGGGGGGAGCUGCAUCUUUUUUUUACUUCUCAGGACGGUUUGUCAAAGACAGCUUCUACUGGGUACAGAUUUUGCUUCUUGGUGUCUGUUUGGCUUAUCCAUUUAUUUGUGAUGUUUGCCCCCCUCUUUCAUGAUCUCUGUCCGUAUGCUGGUGGACAGUGGUUUCUAGUCUAAUGCUUUCACUAGGACCAUGAAUUUCUCUGACUAAAAUUAGGAAGAUUCUCCAGGGCACUGUAGCACAUAGAGCCUGCUGUUCCCUGACAGGUAUUUCUUUGUUUUUCCCCAGAGGAGCCAAUAUGUAAGGAAGAAAAACAACUAAUUACAUACAAGUUUGAACUGUGUAGUAAAGUCUGUAUUCUUGUGUACUCCAAUAACCCAAGGAAUUAGGUAGAAGGGAGGGCUCUGUUCUCAGACAUAGCUACCAAGUCCCACUGACACGGCAGCAUUGUGCAAGCACAACCAAGGCACUUUUCUUCCCAGUGUCUCAAGAUGCAUCAGAUUGGCUAACUAUUGACUGACGCAGCAAACUGAGCCUGUGAACCCAUUCCAUUCUCCCUUGUUUCUUCGUAAUUUUGUCUUCCUUAGUCAUCUUGUCGAUCCAGACAGCUCAAAUGUUUUGCCUUGAAAAAUGCAGUUUGUCUUUGUAACUUGCUUUGUUAAUAAUGAAAAUAAAUGAAGCUAUGGAAAAUUGACUACCUUACCACUAACUAACAAAUAAAAGAUACAGAAGUCCUGGA
Messenger RNA from Anas platyrhynchos (mallard), 3158 nucleotides. Its product is annotated as meprin A subunit beta. The record is from RefSeq and is a predicted model, not a curated record. Lineage: Eukaryota; Metazoa; Chordata; Aves; Anseriformes; Anatidae.